This is a messenger RNA of Cladophialophora psammophila CBS 110553, 609 nucleotides long. RefSeq lists its product as uncharacterized. Gene Ontology annotation, biological process: cell adhesion. The record is from RefSeq and is a predicted model, not a curated record. The transcript has a single exon. Bases 1 to 609 code for a protein of 202 amino acids. Gene Ontology annotation, molecular function: carbohydrate binding. NCBI's taxonomy places the organism in Eukaryota, Fungi, Ascomycota, Eurotiomycetes, Chaetothyriales, Herpotrichiellaceae.
AUGAUUCAAGGCAACAAUCGCAAGCGGCCACAUCAUCCCACAUCAUCCCACAUCAACUUCAGCUACAAAUUCGAUGUCGCUCCAAAAGUGGUCGCCUGGAUCGAUGGAUUGGAAAUGACAAGUGGAAAAGACUGGCGCAUGAAGGUAUACGCAACAGAGAUCGAUCUCACGGGGUUCACGAUCCACAUCGACACCUGGAACGACACCGUCCUAUACGUGGGCAACGCAUCUUGGGCAGCAUGGCCCGCGUCGACCCCGAACGUGGUGACCGGGGCCAUGAAACCCGAGCAUGUCCAUGACAUGGAGGGAACGGGCUAUGCUAUCGGAGACAGUGUGCAUGUUGAACGGCCUGAGAUUGUCAAGACCGAACGCAUCCCCGCCCUCUUGACCGGGUUUGGCUCGUUCGACCUCGCCCAUAGCGACUGGAUGCGGCUCAGCGAGGCUGACGGGGCAAAAACCACCGCGGACGACAUGGACAGGCAGAUAUGCCCGGUUUCGCGACGGGUGGGUGGGUUAUAUUGCUGCCUUUGCGUGACGGUCUGGGGUCCUGUAUUGAUGUUGAUGUUGACUUUGCCCUCGCGGGAGUGUUCGGAGGAGCGUUUCGGAUAA